This is a messenger RNA of Miniopterus natalensis, 609 nucleotides long. The record is from RefSeq and is a predicted model, not a curated record. Lineage: Eukaryota; Metazoa; Chordata; Mammalia; Chiroptera; Miniopteridae.
AUGGCCUCUGGGACUGGAGGGAGCCGGGGUCAUCCCCCAGCGCAGAGCGGAACCCCCACGCCCUGGGUGACCCUCCUGCAGCCCCUCCCGUGGGCCAUCCCACCACCACCCAGGCAACCAGGCCAUGUGAAGGAAGACCUGCUGGAGCUGAUGCUGCUGCAGAACGCACAGAUGCACCAGCUGAUCCUGAGUCGCCUGGUGGCUGGAGCUCUCAAUCCCUGGCCAGCCUUUUCUGGCCUGCAGGGAGAGCCUGAUCCUGUAUCACCAUCUCCCCGCUAUCCCCAGGUCCCCCUGGAGGGUCCAGAGGAAGAGUGUGAGGAGGAGGAGCUCGAAGCCCAGGAGGAAGGGCCAUUGGUGGUCCACCACCACUACCUGCCCUGCCCGAUGCCCGCCCUGGGCCCCCUGUCACCCUGGCCCUCACCUUUCCUCCCCCCUCCCCCACAUCAGCCCCACUUGCAGGAUGCAUCCAGGAUUCAGCGGCACCCUCCUGCCUUCAGGAAAAGGGGGGCGAGAGCUGUGCCCCCACCCCCACCCCCCAGUGCCACAGGGACUGUGGGUGCGGAUGUACCCCCGGCUUCAGAUUACUAUGAUGCUGAGAGCCUACCAUGA